Stereum hirsutum FP-91666 SS1 is the source of this 2545-nucleotide messenger RNA. RefSeq lists its product as uncharacterized. Bases 109 to 2433 code for a protein of 774 amino acids. The transcript is spliced from 13 exons. Lineage: Eukaryota; Fungi; Basidiomycota; Agaricomycetes; Russulales; Stereaceae. Gene Ontology annotation, molecular function: ATP binding; cysteine-tRNA ligase activity. Gene Ontology annotation, biological process: cysteinyl-tRNA aminoacylation. Gene Ontology annotation, cellular component: cytoplasm. The record is from RefSeq and is a predicted model, not a curated record.
CUCUGUGGCCGUAUUCAUCUUGUCUUUGCUCGCACCUCGAACCUUUGUCUUUCUAGAACACUUACAUACCACCCUAUUCGAGUGCCUAGACAGCUCUUGUCGAGAACAAUGGCUUCUCAGCCUUCCUGGAACCCUCCCACUAGUGGAGCGGAGAUUCCCGUACUGACCGUUUACAACUCGUUGACAAAGACAAAGAAUGAGUUUGUUCCCAGCGAAGGUAACCGCGUCAAGUGGUACAACUGUGGCCCUACCGUCUAUGAUGCGUCACACAUGGGCCACGCGAGGAACUAUGUCACCCAGGAUAUUCUGCGUAGGAUCAUGACCGAUUACUUCGGUUACGAUGUUCACUUCGUCAUGAAUAUCACCGACAUCGAUGACAAGAUUAUUCUUAGAGCACGGCAGAACUUCUUGGUCCAGCGCUUUCGAACGGAGACUCAAACAGUUUCACCAGAGCUGCUUGCGACGAUUUUAUCAUCGUGGCAAUCCUAUGUCCGCUCAAAAGUCUCCAAAGGACUCACCCCGGCAGAUAUUCCGGGGGAGGGACAAGAAUGGGACUCUUGGGCAUCGUUGGCCUCCAAAAUGCAAGACGCCACAUGGAAGGCCGAUUGCCUGAAAAGAGACGAAAAAUUUGACAUGCAUUUCACUGCUGCCACGCGUGCGCGCUCCGCUCUCGAAGUCGCAAGGGGCAUGCUAGACAACGGCUUUGACACCCCGGAUAUUGCCCAUCAGCUAAUUGAUGAGGCCGCAGAUGUCCUUGCGCUCUCCCUGGACAGUCAGUACGGCGCAACGGUCACGGACCCCUCCAUAUCGCGAUCCCUCGCGGCCUUCUGGGAACAAAAAUUCUUCGACGACAUGGCUCGACUGCGGGUUAGACAACCCGACACUCUGACUCGCGUAACCGAGUAUGUCCCAGAAAUUGUGACAUAUGUUGAGCAGAUAGUCAGAAAUGGUUAUGGCUAUGCCGUCGAUGGGAGCGUGUACUUUGACACACACAAAUUCGAUCAAGGCAAGAAACACUUUUACGCAAAGCUGGAGCCGUGGAGUAAGGGAAAUCGAGAACUUCUGGAAGAGGGCGAAGGCUCAUUGUCGUCGACCGGAGGCCGUCGAUCAGCAGCCGACUUCGCACUGUGGAAAGCGUCAAAGCCAGGAGAGCCGUCUUGGGACUCGCCGUGGGGCAAAGGACGACCAGGUUGGCACAUCGAAUGUUCUGUGAUGGCUUCCGCCAUCUUUGGCGACAAGAUGGACAUCCACUCUGGUGGCAUCGACCUUGCGUUCCCUCACCACGAUAACGAAAUGGCCCAAUCGGAGGCCUACCACGAAUGCGAAGCCUGGGUGAACUAUUUCCUCCACACCGGGCAUCUGCAUAUCGAAGGUUUGAAGAUGAGCAAGUCUCUCAAGAACUUUAUCACCAUUGACGAGAUCUUGCAACGUUACACGGCGCGACAGUUGCGACUCUCCUUCCUGACCCAGCUUUGGAAUGCGAAGAUAGAUUUCUCAGAGUCUCUCAUGACAGGGGAAGUCCGUAAUAUUGAGCUAACAUUGAAUAACUUCUUCACGACCGUAAAGGCCCUCAUCAGUCAAGCGCACGCGGAUGGACCUGCUCUAGACGGCAAACAUCGAUUUAAUGACGCCGAACAAGAUCUGACUCAAGCUCUCCACAAGGCUCAAGACGCUUUCAGAUCCGCGUUGAGUGAUUCGUACAGCACGCCUGCUGCUCUGGAUGUUCUUCGGGACCUUGUCUCCCGAACGAACGUCUACAUCAGCACUCGCGGGAAGGACAUGAACAUCGGCGUAAUCGAGCGGAUAGCACGGUGGAUAGGAAGCAUGCUUCGUAUGUUCGGCUUGGGCGAGGGAGAGACAUCUGAAAUUGGGUGGGGCCAGGAAGUACAGGAAGGGCAGGAAGGUGUGAAUCGAGAGGAAGUCCUCAUGCCGUACUUGCGAACCUUGUCCGCAUUCCGCGACGGGGUCCGUCAGUUGGCCAUCGCAAAGGGAGACGGAGGUGCAAAAGACAUCCUAGCGUUAUGCGACAAGCUUCGCGACGCUGACUUGAUUCCGCUUGGUGUGGCCCUCGACGACCAAGAAGAUGGGAAGGCCCUUGUCAAGCUCGUAUCUCCGGCAGAGCUCAUCAAGGCUCGAGAUGAGAAGCGUGCUCUGCUCGAGGCAAAGGCAGCAAAGAAGGCUGCCGACCAAGAGGCGGAGCGCCAGAAACGUAUACAGAAGUUGGAGAAAGGCCGUGUUCCUCCGAGUGAGAUGUUCAAGCCCCCUAAUGUCCCUGAAGGAACGUACGGGAGCUGGAAUGACGCUGGGGUACCACUUACGGAUGGGGAGGGUAAGGAGCUUAGCAAGAGCAGAGGGAAGACGUUACAGAAGGAUUGGAAGAAGCAACAGCAGGCACAUGAGGACUAUUUGGCAUGGAAGGCUAAGGAGCAAUGACCGCGACAGAGUUGCUACAUGUAAAUUUUACUGAACCGUCCCGAUGCCACCGGGGCACUUCGCCACAGACCUUUCGUCCAGUCCUUCUCCCAGAGAUCAGUUUUGAGCGCCU